Molecule: messenger RNA, 955 nt
Organism: Serinus canaria (Common canary)
Lineage: Eukaryota; Metazoa; Chordata; Aves; Passeriformes; Fringillidae
Product: collagen alpha-2(I) chain-like
Exons: 6
Coding region: 1-750 (249 amino acids)
Source: RefSeq, a predicted model, not a curated record
AUGCAUCAGAGCGCGGGGCUCUCGCUAUUCGCCUUUUGCAUAGAGGCUCGCGAGCCGCAGCUGGAAGUUCAGGGCUCAGCUGACUGUCAGCGCCCGCUUAACCCCCUCCUGGCCGCCGGCACCGCGCCCGGGCUCCGCUCGGCUCGGCUCGGCUCGGCCACCGCCGGCCCGCUCCUCCCGCGCCCCGCUGUGCGCGCCCGCGGCGAGCGCCCUGCCCCGGGGCGGAGUGCCCUGGGCUGCCCCGGAGCCCGAUCCGGCACCCGAGGGCGCGGGGGAGCUCCGGGCGGCCGGCACCAGGGAGGGGAAGCGCUGGACGCGGUAUUCCGGGGGAGCCGGCAGCGCCCGGGAGGGAGCGGGCAGCGCGGACACAGCGCGGGGCUCCGCCGUGUCCGGCGCGGUACCUGCGUUCGGGCGGGCGGCCCUUCCCCCGUGCCGGCCGCGGGUCAUCGCUCCGCACCGCCGCAGAACCCCGGUCACUUAUUGAUUAUUUUCUUACGGGGACGGGGCAUCGAUCCCUCCAUCCCCCACUGCCCGCCCGGAGCCCCCUUUCCCGUUCGGGAGGGGGCUGGGGCCGGUCUGGGGGCCGAGGAUCGGCGGCGGCUGGAGCGGAGCGGCGGAGCGGCUCGGUUCGAACCUCGACAGCGCCAUCUCUCGUCCACAGGGCUAAGGCAGAUGAGCAAACACUUCACACCAAGCCUCAGCUGGGCAAGCUGUUGUCAGCUCAGUGGAGGAAAACACAAGAGCUGGUGAGGAGGAAAAAGCUGUCAUCUGAUUCCCUUUGGCUGUCAACUCCACCUAAAGCACGUGCUACAGAGGUUUAAUGAAAUUUUCACUUGGACAGAACACAGACUGUCCCAAGUAGAGCACUCACCAGUGUCCAGUCAUGUGCAAUUCAAGGGCUUUGUGGUAAACUCCACCUCUGUAAUGCAGAACAAUUAAAGUCAUUCUCACCACA